AUGCAAAAUCAGCGUUCGGCAGUUGUCGGUCAGAUGCUAUACAAGAACAGCUUCGACUGUGCUGCAAAGGUGCUCCGCAACGAAGGGUUCAUCGGCUUUUACCGUGGUCUAGGACCGCAGCUCAUUGGUGUUGCGCCGGAAAAGGCUAUCAAACUUACCGUCAACGAUCUUGUCCGAGGACGCGCAACUGACCCUGAGACUGGACGUAUCAAGUUGAUGUGGGAGGUCAUUGCUGGUGGUACUGCCGGAGGUUGCCAACUCUUCACCAAUCCGCUCGAAAUUGUUAAAAUUCGUCUUCAAGUUCAAGGCGAGGCUGCAAAACUAGAAGGAGCUGUACCCCGUGGUGCUGUUCAUAUUGUCAGGCAACUGGGUUUGCUAGGAUUGUACAAGGGCGCUACCGCGUGCUUGCUCCGUGACAUUCCUUUCUCGGCGAUUUACUUCCCUGCAUACGCUCAUUUGAAGAAGGACGUUUUCAACGAGGGGUACCAUGGAAAGAAACUCACAUUUGGAGAGACUUUGUUGGCUGCUGGUAUUGCAGGCAUGCCCGCGGCGUACCUUGCUACUCCGGCUGACGUGAUCAAGACUCGUCUUCAGGUAGAAGCCAGGAGUGGACAGAGUACUUACAACGGAAUAGGCGAUGCAUUCAGGAAGAUCUUACGUGAAGAAGGUGCUAGCGCAUUCUUCAAGGGCGGUAUAGCUCGUGUUGUCCGAAGCAGUCCUCAAUUCGGGUUCACCCUCGUCGCAUACGAAUACCUGCACAAAUGGAUUCCUUACCCUGGCGAGAAAACACCUAGUGAAAAGAUCGAGACGGCACUUUCGACCGGCCACGAAGACUUGUCCCGUAUCCGUGCUCGCAACGCCCUCAAGAUCCUUUUGGACGUUCACAGUGACUUUGAGCGCAAGGAACCUGCAACAAAAGCAGCUUAG
Molecule: messenger RNA, 927 nt
Organism: Rhizoctonia solani
Lineage: Eukaryota; Fungi; Basidiomycota; Agaricomycetes; Cantharellales; Ceratobasidiaceae
Product: mitochondrial carrier protein
Exons: 8
Coding region: 1-927 (308 amino acids)
Biological process (GO): malate-aspartate shuttle; L-glutamate transmembrane transport; aspartate transmembrane transport
Molecular function (GO): L-aspartate transmembrane transporter activity; L-glutamate transmembrane transporter activity
Source: RefSeq, a predicted model, not a curated record